Molecule: messenger RNA, 2778 nt
Organism: Phlebotomus argentipes
Lineage: Eukaryota; Metazoa; Arthropoda; Insecta; Diptera; Psychodidae
Gene: haf
Product: leucine-rich repeat and fibronectin type III domain-containing protein 1
Exons: 10
Coding region: 1-2646 (881 amino acids)
Molecular function (GO): protein binding
Source: RefSeq, a predicted model, not a curated record
AUGAACUUGCACAGUUCAGUCGUCCUAUUUUCAACGCUCAUAUUUGUAAAAUCCACACUAGCACAGUGUCCAUGGCAGAAAGAUAUACCAGAUUUGCAAACAUCCUGUCUAUGUGCCUACAACUUGGGUCAGGAGCUCUCUGUUCAGUGUGACCAGGUUGAUUUUGCUGUAUUAGUGGAUGCCUUAAACAAGUACGCCAAAGCGAAACCCAUUGAUUUACUCUACGUGAAUAAUUCGACAGUAGAAUCCCUAGAGAAUAAUGUAUUUGCCAAUUUGCGAUUGCACAACAUGCAAUUGAGUAGCUGUAGCAUAAGGAGCAUCAAGGAUGGGGCUUUUAGUGGACAGGAGCAGGUGCUGAAAAACCUCAAUUUACAGGACAAUUUACUCACGGAAGUUCCUAUGAAGGCAUUAAAGAUCCUUGCAAUACUAAACCUGCUGGAUUUAUCCAAGAACCACCUCACAAAUGUACCAGACGAUGCCUUUAUCGGUAUGACCAAAUUAUCCACACUCAAGUUGAGUGACAAUAAUGUGACGCUGGCUGGGAAUGCCUUUCGUGGCAUCGAGAGCACACUGAAGAAUCUGAACUUGAAAGGCACCAGACAGAAGCGAGUGCCCGACGCCGUGCGUGGCCUCAAGAGUCUCGCAUUUUUGGAUCUCUCCCAAAAUGGCAUUCGAGAGCUGCCCGGAGCCGCCGGCGUGAGGACAUUCGAGGGCCUGGACUCCCUCACUGCACUCAAUCUCGAGCGGAAUCUCAUUCAGAAUCUGGGCGAGACCGCCUUCACGGGUGUUCGGCGGACGCUGAGCUCGCUCAGUCUGCUCAACAACCUCCUUCCGGAAUUCCCCGUUGGUGCCAUACACUCGCUCAAGGAGUUGCGCGUCCUCGACAUUGGUUUCAAUCUACUCUCGCAGCUGCCCGAGACCGCAUUCCGCGGCAAUCCCAGCAUCACCCUGCUGGCACUCGACGGCAAUCCGCUGCCCACGGUGCCAGAGAAGGCGCUCGCCCACUUGAACAAGACGCUGCGCGGCUUAUCACUUGGAGGACGCUUCUUGCACUGCGACUGCAAGAUUCGAUGGGUCGCCGAGUGGAUAAGGAAUGGAGAUUUGCAGGUGACUUCGAGAGAGAGAAAUCCCCAAUUCUGCGGAACACCGAAUCGCUUCAGGGAUCGUGGCUUCUAUUCAAUUCAGCCCGACGAGCUAACUUGUCCGGAAUCAGAGAUAGAUCUCAAUGGUCCAAUUGGUGUUGUUGACUCUCUCGUGCCAAAGCUCACCGAGCCACCACCAUCAUCCACUUCUGCGGGCAGCAUUGACAGCAGCACAACAAGCAAUAAUCCACUCACCACCUCACCCACCGGCGGCCCUGUGAUCAGCUCAAGCUCAGCCACACCGACAACAACCGGUGGCACAACGACCAAGACCACACAGCUUCCGAAUAAGGCGACCGCAAAUAGAAACUCGCCAAAUUGGCGCCAACAGAACUCAUCGGCACACAAGCAACGACCACCCCUGGUUCUUGGAUUUCCGCCACAGCGUGGAACCAAAAUUGACGACUCCAACGAGGUUCAAGUGAAGAAUGCUUUCAGGCAAGACAGCUCAGUUAUAAUUCAAUGGGACUCGGACACAGCGAAUAUUUUGGGCUUUCGCGUUGUUUAUCGCCUCUUUGGCGAUAAAAGCUUCAAACAGGGACCACCACUGGAGGCCAGCGAGCGUGAGUUUAAGAUAAAGAAUGUGCCCUCGCAGGAGUGCAUUGUGGUGUGUGUGAUAUCAUUGGAGGAGAUCAAUGUGACACCGGAAAAUGUGCCUUACACACAAUGCCGAGAAGUGCGAACUGUUUCAUCUCAAACAUCCAACAUGGAUAAAAUCACCAUUGCGGCAAGUGCAGCUAUUUGUGGUACAAUUAUCGUGGCGGUGAUUGUCUUCAUAGCGGCCAGCAGACGCCGAUCACGGAAGCUCCAGUCGCUCCACUCCACGCAGAAGAGUCCGUUACCCAUCGCUGGCCUCCCCGUGAACUGCUGUGGACCCACGGCGAGCCCAGGAGGGCCGCUCGGCUCCAUCGCCACACUGUCUGCCUUCAAUAAUCACAAGGAUUGGGAUCAGGUGUCAGCCUACAGCGGCCGCUCGAUACCACGACCACGGAUCUACCCACUGGAGAAUCCCGGCAUCGCAGACGACCUGCGGAGUCACGUGUCGCACUUUUCCGCCCUCGGAGCCAAUCCCAAAGUCGGCAAGGCGCGCUCCAUCGCCGACGGCCAGUCGCAGCACAGCUUCUCCAAUCACUCGCAUCGCGGCUACCUCGGCUCGGCCUUUCCCACGAAUCUGGUUAAUUCACGACCAGAACUUCGUCAGUCGCGGCAAUCACUGGCGGCCGCGUCCGAUCGCAUGUCCCGCGCCUCCUACGCAGCAUCGGUCCAUGGCAUUGCUCACAGCGUGGCGUCCAGCACGAGACGCACCAGACCGCGCUCAAGAUCGCGUGAACAGCUUAACGGCGCCCACAUACACUCCCACAGACCCGGAAGCCGAUACUCAACAGCUGGCUCCACGCACACCCUGAACAACUACUGUGACACAUCUGACAACUGGACCGAUCACGACAUGGACAUCUACAUGGCAAGAAACCCUACGACCAGGAACGGAUUGGUGCCAUUAUGAGGAAGGCUUUUGGUUUCCUGAUACUUCGAUAUUAUUUACGAUUGGCAUGAAAUAUUUUGACCAACUCUUGUGUUUUCUCUUCUCAACAUUCUUAAUCGAACAAACUCCAUCGAUAAUUAGGAGACGAAUCGA